Vespula pensylvanica (western yellowjacket) is the source of this 1663-nucleotide messenger RNA. RefSeq names its product ribosome biogenesis protein NOP53. NCBI's taxonomy places the organism in Eukaryota, Metazoa, Arthropoda, Insecta, Hymenoptera, Vespidae. Gene Ontology annotation, biological process: rRNA processing; ribosomal large subunit assembly. The coding region runs from base 93 to 1466 and encodes 457 amino acids. The record is from RefSeq and is a predicted model, not a curated record. Gene Ontology annotation, cellular component: nucleolus. The transcript is spliced from 4 exons. Gene Ontology annotation, molecular function: 5S rRNA binding.
UAAAAAAAGAAAGAGAGGGAAGACAUUACGGUUAAUUCUAAUCUAGUUGUAAUACGUUUUUCCGCACGUGGUCGUGUAAGAGAUUUGUCGAAAUGAUUGAAGUUAAAACUAAAAAACGUAAAGUUUCCAAAAAAACGAAAAAGUCUUGGAGAAAACAUGUAGAUACGACAGAUGUUGACAAAUUUUUAGAGAAUGAAAGAUUAGAAGAGAGAUUAGGAAUACCAUUUUCUGAACGAUCAGAUACAGACUUAUUUACUAUUGACAAGGAUGCUGCAACAAAAGAAAUUACGUUUAAUGAUAAAAAACAGCGUAGACUCGCUUUGAAAGAUACAGAGCCAAAGUGCUUCAGUAUAUUAAAACCACAUACUUUAGUUCCUGAUCCAAUUGUUAAGAGAAAUCGUGUAAGAACGCGUGAAGAGCGUAAACAUCCUAUCUUACUUCGUAAAGAAAUUCAAAGAAAAUCAAAGGGUAUCUUGAAAUUGAAAGAAAAGUUAGCAUUAAAAAAUAAAGCUCUCGCAGAUUUGAAAAGGGCUAACAGACCUAGAAGAGGUGAUUUCAAAGAAGAUAUAUGGGAUAAAAAAAAUACUUCUUUACCGGAAAUUGAUACAGAAUGGAUGACUUCUGAUACUGUUAGACAUACUCUUACACAUAUGGGUGUAAAAAAAAGAAAAUUACCAACAUCCUUACAUAAAAAACCAUCGGUCUUACCAGCUAUAGAAGCUCCACAUCCUGGUACAUCAUAUAAUCCAUCUUAUAACGAUCAUCAGGAUUUGUUAAAUGGAAUAGCGAAGAAAGAAUUAGAAUUAAUGAAGGAAGAAGCUCAUUUAAAUAGAGUUACUACAAAAAUGUUUAAGAAGGUUUCACUUGACGAGAAACAUAAAAAUACAUUAAAGGAAUUGACCGAGGGUUUACCAAUAAAAGAAGAUAAACUAGAACAGUCUGAUAAUAAUGAUAAUGACGACGAUGACGACGACGAUGAUACUGAUAUGGAUCAUAACAUUACAUCUAUCAAUCCACCAGUAAAAAAUAAAAAGAAAACAUUAGUAGCAAGACGUAAACAAAAAGAACAAAAAAUAUUAGCACAUAAAUUAGCACAAGCAAAAUUAGAAAAAAGGAAAGUAUCAGAUAUAUACAAAUUAAAAUUACUACAAAAACAAAUAGAUGCAAAAGAAAAGAAAGAAAAAGUUUUACAAGAAAAAAGACAUGAACAAAAGAAAUUAAAAUCUGUAGAAACAAAGACAUUGAGUAAAGUUAAAUUUGAGCCUGUUGAACCUUCCUUUACAUUGGCAGAAGAAUUAACUGGUAAUUUAAGAAAUGUAACUCGUAUUGGUAAUUUAUUAAAAGAUCGUUAUAAAUCAUUGCAACAAAGGAAUAUUGUUGCACCAGCAAACAUUGUUCUGAAACGAACCAAGGCUAAAGUGAAGAGAUAUAUUAAAUCAGAUCAUAAAAUAAAUCAAAAGGAAUGAAGGUGUCGGGUCAAAUCCAAGAUCUCCAUAAAAAUACACAUUACUUGAUUGCGGUAUAGAUUCCAUCCUUUAUAUUUAUAUUUAUUAUGUUUAAAAUGAAUAUUUUAUGCAAUGUGAUAGUGACUGAAUUAUACACAUACACACAUAUAAUUAUACAUUCUAGUAAGUUAAUUCAUUGAAGUACUUACGAUGUAAUU